Messenger RNA from Anolis sagrei ordinatus, 6758 nucleotides. RefSeq names its product OCA2 melanosomal transmembrane protein (gene OCA2). Gene Ontology annotation, cellular component: melanosome membrane. The record is from RefSeq and is a predicted model, not a curated record. Gene Ontology annotation, biological process: transmembrane transport; melanocyte differentiation; melanin biosynthetic process. NCBI's taxonomy places the organism in Eukaryota, Metazoa, Chordata, Lepidosauria, Squamata, Anolidae.
CAAGCAGUCAGCAGGAACAGGCAAGAAGACAACUUUCCUCAGGCUCCAGAGCUAUGUACUUGGACCAUAAAGAUGACAGUGCAAUCUCUAGAAAAGUAGACAUGGAGUUGACCCAAGCCGCUGUUCCACACCAUGCGGAUUUGCUUGGAAAUGUAGCUGUGGAACCAAUUCCCAACAAUCUGAGCGAGCUGAAGCUGUUGAAAGAAAUGAUGGCUGUUCAGGGAGAACCCGCAAAACCCUAUGCAAAGAGUGCUCCAGAAUCUGAUUGCUCCAUUACAUUGGGGAAAGAUUACAACCCUUUCAAUAUGCAGGGGAGGUAUCACUUCACUUUGCCUAAAUUCUUCAGCGCAAGGUCGAAAGAUAGCUGUUUUACAGAGAGAAGUCCCCUGUUGAAAGUUUCCACUGAAGAAAAUGGGUUUGUGACUGUUCAUAAUACAGAUUUCACCACAGACGAUGACUCUUGGGAGAACAGCUCGGCUGAAUUCGAGCAAAGGUUUCAGCUGGGCAGUGAAAUGGCCAGUCUGUCCAGAUCUUCCUCGGAGAAAUCUGAAAUGUUGGACCACUUUUAUGUCAAAUUCAAUUUAUCCAAGAUGAGAUGCUGCUUAAGAUUCUUCAAGGUUUCUGGCCUUUUUAUCUUUGUAGUUGUAUGCUCUGUUUUAUUUAGCAUUCAUCCUGAAAAUGGAACACCUUGGCAAAUGCUGGCUGUGUCACCAAUGGAAAGCUAUGUUGUGAACUUUAGCAAUUUCAGUGAUUCUGCCCUUCUAAAAGUAGAACUUGGAGGGCCUUUUGUAGCAGACCGGCAAUCAGAAGAUUAUAUGAUUGUCCAAGUUAGACAAAUGGAAGACUCUGGACCUAGAAGGCGACGUCAGCAACAGAUCUUGUACAACUGGACCCUGCCUUUAAAUUUGAGAGUCAAUGAGCAAGUGAUUGUAUCAAGAAUCUUUGAGAUGUUAAACAGGAGUGAAGAAACAUCCAUAAGUAUCCAAGCUGUACUUCAGGAAUCAGAAACCAUUCCUCUUUCCGUGACCUAUCAAUACCUUCAUGCAAAUGUAGAGACGCAAGUUACAAUUGCAUCCGUCAUUUUAGCAGGUGUUUAUGCGCUGAUCAUUUUUGAGAUUGUUCACAGAACAUUAGCAGCGAUUCUGGGUUCCCUGGCUGCUUUGGCUGCCUUAGCUGCAAUUGGUGAUAAGCCGAGCCUGGUCAAAGUAGUGGCAUGGAUUGAUUAUGAAACUUUGGCACUUCUAUUUGGAAUGAUGCUGCUAGUUGCCAUCUUCUCUGAAACUGGAUUUUUUGAUUAUUGUGCAGUAAAGGCUUACAGACUCUCUAGAGGCAGAGUAUGGGCCAUGAUUACCAUUCUUUGCCUAAUUGCCGCCAUUCUCUCAGCUUUUUUGGACAAUGUUACUACUAUGCUCCUUUUUACUCCAGUCACUAUAAGGUUAUGUGAGGUGCUUAAUCUUGAUCCCAGGCAUGUCUUGAUCGCAGAAGUAAUCUUCACCAACAUUGGAGGGGCUUCUACAGCUAUUGGGGAUCCACCAAAUGUGAUAAUUGUUUCAAAGCAGGAGCUUAAGAAGGCGGGAUUGGAUUUUGCUGCAUUUACAGGGCACAUGUUUGUGGGAAUUUGCCUUGUACUUCUGGUCUCUGUGCCUUUCCUAAGACUCCUGUACUGGAACAAGAAACUUUACAACAAAGAACCAAGUGAAAUUGUUGAACUGAAACAUGAAAUCCAUGUUUGGAGACUAACAGCCCAGCGAAUUAACCCUGCCAGCAGAGAAGAGACCGCUGUAAAGUGCCUCUUAAUGCAAAAAGUUCUUACUCUGGAGCUCCUGCUGAAGAAAAAACUCAAGACAUUCCAUAGACAAAUCUCCCAAGAAGAUAAAAACUGGGAAACAAAUAUCCAGGAGCUUCAAAAAAAGCAUCGAAUAACAGACAAGAUACUUCUCAUCAAAUGCCUGACUGUUUUAGGAUUUGUUAUCCUCAUGUUCUUUCUCAAUUCAUUUGUUCCAGGAAUUCACCUAGAUCUUGGGUGGAUUGCUAUGCUGGGAGCAAUAUGGCUUCUUGUGUUAGCCAACAUUCAUGAUUUUGAGAUGAUUCUGAACAGAGUGGAAUGGGCAACACUCCUUUUCUUUGCAGCACUAUUUAUCUUAAUGGAGGCUUUGGCUCACCUUCAUUUAAUAGAAUACAUAGGAGAACAAACAGCUUUGCUAAUAAAGGUGGUGCCGGAGGACCAGCGUUUGACAGUUGCUAUCAUUUUAGUCCUUUGGGUAUCUGCUCUAGCAUCAUCUUUAAUUGACAAUAUUCCAUUCACUGCUACAAUGAUCCCUGUGCUUCUCAACCUGAGUCAAGAUCCAGAGGUUAACUUACCUGUGAAACCCCUCAUCUUUUCCUUGGCCAUGGGUGCUUGUCUAGGAGGUAAUGGGACAUUGAUCGGAGCAUCUGCAAAUGUCGUUUGUGCAGGAAUUGCUGAGCAACAUGGAUAUGGCUUCUCUUUCAUGGAAUUUUUCAGGUACUUUUUGGAGGAAAUAACAGAGCUCCACUGUCUACAUUGUGAAGAGAAAUAUAACAAUGUCCUCGUUUACCGUAAACAGAAUUGGCAAGAUCAACCAACCUGCAUCCAGAUUUUUUCCUGUUACUGUUUUAACCUCAACAACAAAAGUCCUCCAGUUUUCUUGCUCCUGGAGCUGUUCUGGGUUGUGUCAUCCAACAAAGUAACUUUUUGAGCCUGUUCCUUUCCCAAACAGUUUCAGGGCAUUGUUUCUUAUAUGGAUUCGAUGGGGAUUGUUUCAGCAGUUCAUUCUUUGUGAAUUCUGCUACAAAUCAGCCUAAUCCAGAUGUUGCAGUUAAAUAAGCGGGGGCAGUUCUACACUGACUCUUAGGGCCCUUCCACACAGUCAUAUAACCCAGAAUACCAAGGCAGAAAAUCACACAAUAUCUGUUUUGAACUGGAUUAUCUGAGUCCACACUGCGGUGUAUACCAGUUCAAAGCAGAUAAUCUUGGAUUUUAUUCAGCUGUGUGGAAGGGCCUUAAUCCUGGGUUGAACUGGAGUGUUAAAUUUCAGACUGCCCCAGGAUGGCUUCGACCACCAGCCUCCCACUUGCUGCUAAGGCAGGAAGAAGUAUUGACCAUUCAGAACUGAUGAACCCAGUUUAGCAUCACCAGACAAGGUAACUUUUCCAACUUUUCCAACCCUUACCACCACCUCCCAUUCUAAUAAUAUCCUUAGAGGCUCCCCAUCACUUGUGGCAUAUGUGUGACAGAUUGUUCCAUGCACCAGACAGUCAAUGUCCCAGGAAUAGCUGGUUAGUAUACCAGAGCUGUCAAGUAGUUAAUUCAGUGUAAGUCAAUCACAGGCUAUCUAACAAGUUGAAGGGUGAAACAAGAGAUGGUCAUUAGCUGGCUCAGGAGUUUUUAUAACAACUCCUUAAUCUGGAUCCAAGAAGCCAGCAAAGAGUAAAUGGAGUCAUCAAAGUGUAGCCAGUGAGUAACGGAGAAUCUGCUGUCUAAGAAAAAAGUAGAAUAGAAUCUGCCACCUCUUCAUUGAUGAGCAGGGCCCCUCACUACCUUAUCCUCCAGUUCCCUGGACUUGGAGAGACCACAAUCAUAAUGGAAUGCACAUUCCUGGACAUCUGACUCUUCUGUGAAAGAAUAAUCUGAUUCCAGAGGGUGACUUAUGAAAUAGAUCCCUUUAUCAGGAGGCCCAGUAACCCAAUCCAGCAAGAGAAUAAUUAAGGGAACAAGAGCAGUCUGAGUGACAGGAUUCCUAACGGUUGGAGUUGCCUCAGGUAAAGGCCGACCCCAGAAUUCAUGAAUUGUGAGCUGCACUCCUGUAUGGGAUCCUGUAUGCCUAAAUUCUUAAAUUACAGUGCUACUAAGGUCCCUUCUACAUUGCCAUAUAAUCCAAAUAUCAAAGCAGACAAUCUACUUUGAACUGGAUUAUAUGAGUCUACACUGCCAUGUAAUCCAGUUCAAAGCAGAUAAUCUGGAGUUUAUACGACAAUAUAGAAGGGCCCUAUGUGAAUCCUGGUCCCACUCUCCCAAUCACCAUCUACUGGGAAGCAGUCACUGCAAUCAAUGGGGUUGUGCUUGCCUGUCACUCAGGAAGCAGCUGACUACACUUUCUAUGCCCUCCUGGAAGUGAUUUCUUGUAUAACAGACAGAAUCAGGGUCCCUGUUGUAAUCACCCCCACCCCAAUGCUGCAGAUUGCUCACAUGAGCAAUUGAUGGGAAUGUCAGUCAGUAGCUUCAUGAGUAACAAGAGAAUAGACCCCUGAUUAUUGCAAUGGCUACUUUCUGGUAAGUGGGGAAACACAUAGGUACAGUGCAGAGAUCAUGACCUUUCGAGGUCCUCCAGUGCAACUCUUCAGUCAACUUCCAUCAGAAGAUGAUCAAUGGGUCAUAUUGGGGAAUAAAAAGUGGUUUUGUAUUUAUUCACAUUUUUCCUGACUGCAUUGCACUGGCAAAAGAAUGAAAUCACAUUUUUUUUUAAAAAAACCCUUUAAACUUAUUACCCCCUCCCGCAACAUACACAUCAUAAAAUGUGCAUAAUAAAAUACACGGGGAAGGGCAGACAAUCUAUAUAUCAAAAUCAUUUGCUAGGAAACAGAUUUAUUAAGUUGAAGAAAAAUAGUUGGUUUGCCAAGACGGUGUCUCAGAUAUAAAGACUAAGAACAUUUGUACUGACAAAUUAAGUCAUGGAAACUCACAGACUGGAAGCAGAAAGUCUAGAUGGGGUCACUGAAGGUCUACUGUAGUGUACAAAGAAAAGGUCUGUGGAGGAAAAUGUCAUGUGUUUUUCACCUUGCAUAAAACAGGAUUUAUGCACUUAACUCUUAUGAACAUUUCCAUUUAAGUCUGUCUAGUUCUGCGAUCCAAUACCACUUUUAUACAUUAUGAUCUAAAAUAAUAAUGAGGCAAGCAUAAAAAAAACCCAGUAACAACUGCAUAGAAUAGCUCAGAAACUUUAAAAGGAGCAGAAUCCUUUUCUUCUAUUUUAAAUACUAAAAUGGUGGAAUGUCUUCUUUUCAAGGCUCCACUCUACAAAGCAAUUCAUCAAAUGGCUAUGCUGCAGUAAUAUAGAGAAACCUAUCACUGGAGAAAAUUGGAGAUGAGAAGACAUAGACAUUUUGAAAUAUUAAAAAACUAUGGGGAAAUUGUUCUUUUUGCAGAUUACUAGAAAUGUAUUGAAACUUUUGAAAUGUGAUUAUUUGCAACUGGAAUAUUUUGAAUACAUUUUCUGUAUGAAUACCUUUUUUUACUACCAUUUGAUAGCCAGUGUGUCCAAUCUGGUAUUUCAUGUGCAUUUCAAUGAACACUCUGAAAGACAUGGGAUUUCUAAUUCAUAUCAGUAGCUCUCCAUAUAAUUAAUACUUCACAAGAAAUGUCUGAAUGGUAGGAAUGCUUUUCUUCCAUAGUGAUUUUAAAGCCCUGGCCAGUUCUAUGUUUUGUCCGGUGUUGAACCAUGUGGUGGUGUUUCUAGUUCCUUUGAGAAUUAUAGGGAGGAGAAUGCUGUUCUUUCCUAUCCUUCAUUUCUUAGAAACAUCAGUGCUGUCCUUUGCUUCACUAAAACAGCACCUGUACAUGUAAUACUCAGGGCGGUUAGUUGAAAAGAACAAGCCAACAGGUUGUCUUGAAAGGCAUUACAGGGUGAAAGAAGAGACUACAUUACUUAAGCUUUGUCAGGCUACAGAAAUAGAACAUGACUGUGCCUGUGUCUUUGAGUAUCUCUAGAUCAGUGCUGGAGAUGUUUACAAAAAAAGAAAGCGGAAAUCUGAAGGUAGAGAUUUUCUGGGAACAGCAUUCAGGAGAUCAGAGGAAUGGAACUGCUUUAAUCUCAAAAGACAAGGCACUUACUUGGAGAAGCCACAUAUGCUUAUACAAAAAAUUCAGGCCAAAUUAGAUCCAGCAACAGCCGCAACCCUUCUCCCCCUAAUGAAUAUCUCUUCAAAAUGUGUUGGAGAAGAGGGGCUUUAUACUUGUGUUUGUUUCAUAAUCUUCUUUGGAUAACAUCGGAAUUAUCCAAACACUAGCAGAUUCGGUAGCUUAAAUAACAGCAUCCAAACCUGCACACAUCUGGCAGUGUCAGAUUGCAACUCACGCAUCAUAAUUGGUACUACAAAGCAGGGAGGUGCAUUCUACACUGCGGCUUGUUUGUCAAUUGACUUGUGUAGGAUUUAAAACUAAUGCAAACUAUGUGGCUGUAUGUAAAGCCAUUUAUAUUGCGAGUGUAUAACUGUCACGCUAAGCAUCUAUUACAUCACUUUAUGAAAGUUCCCAAAGGACUAGCCUAAAAUAAUGCAUGCCUCAUUGUUGUUGUAUCCCCUCUAAGUCAUUUCUGAUUUAUGGCAACUCUAAGGUAAAUGUGUCACAGGGUUUUCUUGGCAAGAUUUUUUUUUGCCUUCCUCUGAGACUUGGAGUUUGUGCCUUGACCAAGUCGGUUUCCAUGGCUGAACGGGUUUUUGAACCCUGAUUCCUAGAGUUAUAGUCCAGUGCUCAAAACACUAUAUCAUGCUGGCUCUCGUUAUGCUCUAUACUGAGAAAUAAUAUUUAAGAAAUAAUAUCUCCUUUCUCCCCCAAACCAGUAUUAAUGUGGAACAUUUAUUUCAAAAUCUGUGACUGCAAAUGAGACGGUGUCUGCUGAGAAUUAUUUCUGAAGAUUUGUACUUGUGUAUUUUUUCAACUAAUCCUUUCAAUAUUUCAUUUGCCUGACUUUACCUUUUCUUAAAUCCAACCAUUUAAUCCAUGUUUAUUACCAUGGAAGAAA